UGUGGAUUAGUUGAACUUUUUGAUAUUUUCUAGAUUUCGGGAUUUUUAAUUUUUUUGAAUUUGGAUUUUUUGAAUUUUUUGGAUUUUCUAGAUCGUUUGGAUGUUAUGAAUUUUUUGGGAUUUUCUGGAUUAUUCGAAUUUUUUGGAUAUUCUGGAUUGUUUAUGGAUUUUUUGGAUAUUUUCGAUUUUUUGGGAUCUUCGGAUUUUUUUUGAUUUUCUUAAAUUUUUUGAAUUAUUGAGAACAUUUAUAAAUGAGAGAAUAAGUGGAAAAUAUGCGAAAAAACAAAAUUUGAGGUUUGAGGUUAGGAGUAGAUUUACUGAUGAAGCGGAUUGUCAAAGUCACGUGAUGAUGUAAUACAAACUAUUGCGUAAACGAACUUUUGAAUAAUGGUUACAAUGCGGCACGAAUUCGUCGCAAUUUCGUUUGACCGACGUUUUUAAACCAAACUUGCUUUUUCUAGCCCAGUCACAAAAAACGACAAAAUUAAAUACUACUCAAACCCAAACCAGUUCAAAGUAGUGCAAAUGUACCACCCUUCAAGUCUUAACAAUGAACUCUUGUUUUUCGUACUAAACCGGUGUUAAUUUAAGUACUGUGUUAUGUAAAUUGGUCAUAAUGAACGUCCUGCGAAAAUUCCCACCAUCCAGUCAAAGUUCAUGUUUCAAGAGAUUUUUGUCGUCCAAACAACCCAGCGAGGCUUUAAAACACCACCAGGCCAAAAUCAUGGGUCGCGGGCUCCCCACUAAAAAACCCAUUGAUGGGGUUAAGCACGUCGUCGUAGUUUCGUCUGGUAAAGGCGGCGUUGGAAAAAGUACAACUUCAGUGAAUUUAGCCGCAGGUCUCAAACUAGCUUAUCCCGAUUCGGACGUAGGGUUGCUAGAUGUGGAUGUGUUCGGGCCGUCCAUACCCUUGAUGAUGAAUCUCCACGAUACGCCGCUAUUAAACGAGAAAAAUUUGAUGGUGCCUUUGGUUAAUUACGGAGUGAAAUGUAUGUCAAUGGGGUUUUUGAUUGAAGAAGGGGCUCCUGUUAUUUGGAGGGGUUUGAUGGUGAUGCAAGCUUUAGACAAAUUGUUGCGACAAGUGGAUUGGGGCUCAAUCGACUAUUUGGUGGUUGAUACGCCCCCAGGAACCGGCGAUACGCACUUAUCUUUAGUGCAAAAUGUGCCUAUUUCAGGGGUUCUUCUUAUAACAACCCCCCAGCCGGCGUCGCUUCAAGUCACUAAACGUGGAGCCGUCAUGUACCAAAAGUUGGCAGUACCUAUUAUAGGUUUGGUGGAAAAUAUGUCUUCAGUGACGUGUCCGUCGUGUUUAAAUAGCGUCAAACUUUUUGGAGACGGUACUACCAGUUUGGCUGCUGAGGUUAACUCGAGUAUCAUUGAAAGCUUCCCUUUAGAUCAACUAAUUUCGUCUAGUACUGAUGGUGGUACGCCUGUUGUGGUCAAAGACCCGGGGAACUUACAGUCGAAGUCGUACGUAAGUUUGGCGAAAAAAGUGGUCGAAUUUUUAGAAAAAAAUAAACGAAGUAGUUCGUAGUAUUUUA
Messenger RNA from Zophobas morio, 1541 nucleotides. RefSeq names its product iron-sulfur cluster transfer protein NUBPL-like. The record is from RefSeq and is a predicted model, not a curated record. The transcript is spliced from 4 exons. The coding region runs from base 617 to 1534 and encodes 305 amino acids. Gene Ontology annotation, biological process: iron-sulfur cluster assembly; mitochondrial respiratory chain complex I assembly. Gene Ontology annotation, molecular function: ATP binding; 4 iron, 4 sulfur cluster binding; ATP-dependent FeS chaperone activity. NCBI's taxonomy places the organism in Eukaryota, Metazoa, Arthropoda, Insecta, Coleoptera, Tenebrionidae. Gene Ontology annotation, cellular component: mitochondrion.